CUCCAUUUUAAUCUUCUCCUUUUAAAAGAUGGCUGUGUUUUCUACUCUGGCAACCCCUCAGGAAAGAAGAAUUGCUCCUUCCUUACAGAGUUCAACUGAGUAAGACUAAUCUAGAGUGGAAACCCCUUCGGCCACCAGAACUAUUCUUAAUUCCUGGUGCUGCAAAGCAGCCAGCUGAAUGCAUUUGGACAGGCUCUUGCUCUUCGUGAAAAUCUUGAUUUCAUUACACUCUCUGCCAGGAAAGAAGCGGGGAGCAUAGGCUUCUUAGAAGAAUGGAGUGAGAAGAUGGGCUUUGUUUGCAUUAGGAAAUGCCAUAAGUUUUGGAGGCUUGUCUUUCAUAAGUUUUGAUUAUUUUACCACUGAAUCUGCAAGACUUUCCUGACCCUUUGGGAUUGCUCUCUCAGACUGAAAUUCUUUCAAAGGGAUUUGUGGAUUGUGGCAAGGAGAGCAUUCCAAAAUGCCUGAGGCAAACUAUUUGUUAUCUGUAUCUUGGGGUUACAUCAAGUUCAAAAGAAUGCUGAACCGGGAGCUGACACAUCUCUCAGAAAUGAGCCGAUCAGGGAACCAGGUGUCUGAGUACAUUUCAAAUACUUUCUUAGACAAGCAGAAUGAUGUGGAGAUUCCAUCUCCCACCCAGAAAGACAGGGAGAAGAAGAAAAAGCAACAGCUUAUGACACAGAUAAGUGGGGUAAAGAAAUUGAUGCACAGUUCAAGUUUAAACAAUACAAGCAUCUCACGCUUUGGAGUUAACACAGAAAAUGAAGAUCAUCUGGCCAAGGAGUUAGAAGACCUGAACAAGUGGGGCCUUAACAUCUUUAAUGUGGCUGGAUAUUCACACAACAGACCCCUAACAUGCAUCAUGUAUGCCAUAUUCCAGGAAAGAGACCUGCUGAAGACAUUCAAAAUCUCAUCCGAUACCUUUGUCACCUACAUGAUGACUUUAGAAGACCAUUAUCAUUCAGAUGUGGCCUAUCACAACAGCCUGCAUGCUGCUGAUGUUGCCCAGUCAACCCAUGUCCUUCUCUCUACACCAGCCCUAGAUGCUGUCUUCACAGAUUUGGAAAUCCUGGCUGCCAUUUUUGCAGCUGCUAUCCAUGACGUUGAUCAUCCUGGAGUCUCCAAUCAGUUUCUCAUCAACACAAAUUCAGAACUUGCUUUGAUGUAUAAUGAUGAAUCUGUGUUGGAAAACCAUCACCUUGCUGUGGGUUUCAAAUUGCUACAAGAAGAACAUUGUGACAUCUUUCAGAAUCUUACCAAGAAGCAGCGUCAGACACUCAGGAAAAUGGUUAUUGACAUGGUAUUAGCAACUGAUAUGUCCAAGCAUAUGAGCCUGCUCGCAGACCUGAAAACCAUGGUAGAAACAAAGAAAGUGACAAGUUCAGGUGUUCUCCUCCUGGACAACUAUACUGAUCGCAUACAGGUCCUUCGCAACAUGGUACACUGUGCAGACCUGAGCAACCCCACCAAGUCCUUGGAAUUGUAUCGGCAAUGGACAGACCGCAUCAUGGAGGAAUUUUUCCAGCAAGGAGACAAAGAGCGGGAGAGGGGAAUGGAGAUUAGCCCAAUGUGUGAUAAGCACACAGCUUCUGUGGAAAAAUCCCAGGUUGGUUUCAUUGACUACAUCGUCCAUCCACUGUGGGAGACCUGGGCAGAUCUGGUACAACCUGAUGCCCAGGACAUUCUGGAUACGUUAGAAGAUAACAGGAACUGGUAUCAGAGCAUGAUCCCCCAGAGUCCUUCUCCACCACUGGAAGAGCAGAAUAGAGACUGCCAGGGUCUGAUGGAGAAAUUUCAGUUUGAACUGACUCUUGAAGAGGAAGAUUCUGAAGGACCUGAAAAGGAGGGUGAGGGCCACAACUAUUUCAGCAGCACAAAGACCCUCUGUGUGAUUGAUCCAGAACAUAGAGAUUCCCUGAGAGAGACUGAGGUAGACAUCGAGACAGAAGACAAGUCACCAAUUGACACAUAAUCCCCCUCUCUGUGUGGAGAUGAACAUUCCAUCCUUGACAAGCAUGCCGGCUGUAUGGCAGGGCCAGCCUGCCGCAGGGGCCAAGGCCUGCACAGGACAGGGGCCACGUGGCCUUUCCAGUUACUUGAGUUUGGAGCCAGAACGUAAGACCAUGAAGCGAAUAACAGCUCAGGAAAUCCCACAGUUGACUUGCCUCAUUUACAAGCUUGGUGGGGAGCUGAAGCUUUAUGUGGUAUUGGAGGCCAAGUACAGGGUUACAACUAAGUGGCUUGAAAACAGGAGACACAAAACUGAGAGAUUUUCUGCACUAAGUUUUGGGACUCUGUCCCUGUUAGUGACUGAACUGACUGACUAAUAACUUCAUUUACAAAUCUGCUCACCUUGUCCUCUUGUCUGCCAACCCUUGUGCCUUUUUUGUAAAACAUUUUCACGUCUUUAAAAUACCUGUUGAAUACCAAGAGUUUAGUAUUAACUUCUCCACAGAUAAGUAUUCAAAGUUGACAUAAUCUUUUUGAGUCUUUCUGGAAGAAAAAAAAAAAAGGAAAGAAAACAGUCUUCCUUUUUUCUUGGGCAAUAUCUUUCACUUUACUACAUGAAUUUUGCAAAGAGAAAGGAUACACAUCUAACCACAUUCUACCCCUAGUGUCCCACCCAGCUCUUUGUAACUUCUCCAGCCUGCUCUGAGCAGAAUUUCUUCUCCUCUAGAGUCACUUUUUUGUUGUAACAGAAUAAAGUUGAAGCUGAGUGAGAAGAGAGGACCAUCCCGCCAGUCACAGUCAAGAGUCUGUAAACUCCUAACUAACUUAGGCCCUGUGCCCUGAUGUGUCCUAAACCCCUCUGCAAUGGGGCGCCUUGUGGCCCCUUGCCUGCCCCCAACUCUUCAUUCUCACACCUGAUCACACUGUUUUCAAUUUAAUGCUGCCGUCUUUUCUUGCACUGCCUACCAUGCUAACACCUCCAUUUCUGUUUGUAACGGUGUAUUUAUUACUUCAUGUAUAUAAUGUAAUGUUUUGUAAGUUAUUAAUUUAUAUACCUAACAUUGCCUGCCAAUGGUGGUGUUACAUUUGUGUAGAAAACUCUGCCUAAGAGUUGCGACUUUUCUUGUAACGUUUUGUAUUGUGUAUUAUAUAACCUGAAGGUCACACAGAGAGACAUACGGCCCCUUCAUAUGAGGGCACCCGUGGCUUUCAUUGGAGUCUGCCCUUUUCUCUGAGUCGCAAAUACUGCUCAACCCCUUUAUGAAAUGGUUUUGGAAACAGGAUUCUCACAUUAAAUACUAAAUGGUUUAUACUGAGCUUUUACUUUUGUAUAGUUUGAUAGGGGUAAGGGGCAGAGGGAUAUGGUUUUUACACAUGUUCUAUUCAAAUCUGUGUACACAUAAGUUGGGUUAUAAUGGGGUUCUACUAUAAUUGUGGUUUUGGUUUAAAAGCAACAACACUACAUUUGCUCACAGAUGGUUUUGAGUGUUCCCAAACUACUGACUUUAAGCGAGAACCUUCUGCCUGCCAUUAAGCAGGAACUCAUGUUCCAAUUAAUUACAAAAGAAAACAAUAAAACAAUGUGAAUCUUAUAAUACAAUGUGAACUGAUGUAGUAAAUUACACAAAUGUGAAGCUUCUGAUAACACUUAGGCCUCUCACUGACUUCAGUCUCAGUUUGUAAAAGGUGUUUCAUGCUUUCAGUUCAGCAUUGUGGCUCCAUAGUUACAGAAAUGGCACAAAUGUGCAUGACCAAUGGGUUUGUAUGACUAUAAACACUGCAUUAUUUCAGGUGGACAUUUUAUUGUUUUCAAAUCUUCUCACAAUGUAUGUUAUAGUGUAAUACUAUAUUGUGCUCAGAUGCAUUCUUAAGAAACUUUUAUAUGAGGUGAAUAAACAAAAGCAUGAUUAG
Condylura cristata (star-nosed mole) is the source of this 3858-nucleotide messenger RNA. Its product is annotated as cAMP-specific 3',5'-cyclic phosphodiesterase 4B. Gene Ontology annotation, biological process: signal transduction. Bases 458 to 1969 code for a protein of 503 amino acids. The record is from RefSeq and is a predicted model, not a curated record. Gene Ontology annotation, molecular function: transmembrane transporter binding; 3',5'-cyclic-AMP phosphodiesterase activity. Gene Ontology annotation, cellular component: nucleus; cytosol; perinuclear region of cytoplasm. The transcript has 10 exons. Lineage: Eukaryota; Metazoa; Chordata; Mammalia; Eulipotyphla; Talpidae.